Molecule: messenger RNA, 726 nt
Organism: Lachancea lanzarotensis
Lineage: Eukaryota; Fungi; Ascomycota; Saccharomycetes; Saccharomycetales; Saccharomycetaceae
Gene: YUH1
Product: LALA0S02e10968g1_1
Exons: 1
Coding region: 1-726 (241 amino acids)
Biological process (GO): ubiquitin-dependent protein catabolic process; protein deubiquitination
Cellular component (GO): cytoplasm
Molecular function (GO): cysteine-type deubiquitinase activity
Source: RefSeq, a predicted model, not a curated record
AUGAGUCCACAGCGUUCUGUAGUUCCCUUGGAGUCAAACCCCGAAAUUUUUACCAGCUUUGCUCAUAGUUUAGGACUCUCGUCUAACUAUGCAUUUCAUGACAUAUAUUCUCUGACAGAUCCGGACUUAAUGGCAUUUUUGCCACGGCCAAUGAAAGCGAUUAUUCUACUCUUCCCCCUCAACUCGUUUUUUGAAGCUGCAAAAGAUGAUUCUGGUGACCAAACAGCAGUUCUCGAUCCUCGCGAUUCUACUAUCAAGCAGAAUCCAGUGUGGUUGAAGCAGACCGUCAGGAACGCUUGUGGUCUAUACGCUUUACUACAUUCUCUGUCGAACAACCCAGAAGUUCUAGAAAAAGACUCGAAACUGGAGCAUUUUUUGACGCACAACAAGAGAGCCGAUAAUCGAUAUGCCGAUGAAGAAACCGACGCUUUCAUCGUUUCCAUCAGCGAAAUGUACAACGAGAACUCGUCUUUAGGACAGACCGAGGCACCCAGCGCUGAGGACGAAGUAGACUUGCAUUUCAUCACAUUUAUCGAGUUUCAAGGUCACCUAUACGAAAUGGAUGGUCGGCGUCCGAAUGGCGCAAAGCUUAUCGGCAGGGCGUCAUCUGGAGACUUGCUUGAAGAUCCUUUAGUCAAGAAAAGUGCUCAAUGGUACAUGGAUAAUGCAGACGAGAGCUCGAAAAUGCAGUUUUCGCUUUUGGGUCUUGCGCCCAACUGGGAUUAG